Molecule: messenger RNA, 540 nt
Organism: Gossypium raimondii (Peruvian cotton)
Lineage: Eukaryota; Viridiplantae; Streptophyta; Magnoliopsida; Malvales; Malvaceae
Exons: 6
Coding region: 1-540 (179 amino acids)
Cellular component (GO): intracellular membrane-bounded organelle
Source: RefSeq, a predicted model, not a curated record
AUGGUGCAUAAAACUCGUUUGCUCAAGAGCGUUGGAAUAGCAAUGUCAGUGAAGGGGUGGUUGAAUGAAAAGAUUGUGGAUCCUAUGAUCCAAAUCCUCCGCAAGGGAGCACAACCCAAGCAAUUGGCCUUUUCUGCAGCUUUGGGACUUACUAUAGGAGUAUUUCCAAUUUGUGGGGUGACAGUGGUGAUGUGUGGGAUGGCAAUAGCGGUGUUGGGAUCAUUGGCCCAUUCUCCAACGGUCAUGCUUGCUAACUUCAUUGCUACCCCUAUUGAGUUGAGCCUUAUGGUGCCGUUCUUGCGGUUUGGGGAACUGCUAACAGGUGGGGAGCCAUUUGAAUUAACAUCAGAUGCUUUAAACAAAGUAUUGACCGGCCAAGCUUCAACCGAACUCCUCUUUAGUAUUGCCCGUGCUUUGUUGGGGUGGCUUGUUGCAGCACCCAUUAUUUUGGGCACACUCUACUUUAUAUUUUUGCCAAUGUUCAAGUUCCUAGUCCCCAAGUUCAGUGGUGCUCCAGAGAAAAAAGAACAUGAUUCAUAA